Molecule: messenger RNA, 1407 nt
Organism: Glycine soja
Lineage: Eukaryota; Viridiplantae; Streptophyta; Magnoliopsida; Fabales; Fabaceae
Product: gibberellin 2-beta-dioxygenase 8-like
Exons: 3
Coding region: 119-1186 (355 amino acids)
Molecular function (GO): dioxygenase activity
Source: RefSeq, a predicted model, not a curated record
UAUUAUAUGGUUUGAGGGCAUGGCCAAUUAGCCACCAAUCUCAUCCAAAGUGCAUUCAUCACAAACUAUUUUCAUUUCCUCAACCUUAUUAAAGAACAACACACUCACAAACACACACAUGAUAGAUUUAUAUAUAUUCAACCUUCCCACCAACAACAACAACAACAAUAACAUGAACAACAUAGAGUCCUACCCUCCGGUUCUCCGCCACCUAGACCACCACCAACUACCACCACCACCAAACCCUGACCCUGAUAAAGACCCGACCCAACAAGACUCGGAUCCAAUACCCAUCAUAGAUUUUUCAUGCUUAAACCAUGACAAGAGCAAGCUGGACGAAGCUUGCAAGGAUUGGGGUUUUUUUCGUUUGGUAAACCAUGGGAUUCCCAUGACCCUUUUGAAGAAGCUUCAAGAGGUGGCCAAGGAACUCUUCUCUUUGUCCUUUGAAGCAAAAGAAGGUGCAUGCAGUGGCAGCCCAGUGUCCUACUUUUGGGGCACCCCUGCCCUAACGCCAUCUGGGGCAACAACGAGAGGCCCCCAAAACAUGAAUUGGGUUGAAGGCUUUGAUGUGCCGUUGAGUCAACUCCCACACUUCAACCCUCAUCAGCUUCCCACGCUCGAGUCCAUCAGACUUCCGAUAAAGGACUACAAAACUCAUCUGUCAAGAAUUGCCACAACUUUAUUUGAAGCUAUGGCGAAGAACCUUGACCUGAGUCUAAAACCCUCAGAGCCGUACCUGGCAGAAAACACUGGAAUGGUGCGUGUCUAUCGCUACCCAAAUUGCUCUGAUGCAAAUGUUGGUUGGGGCAUGGAGGCUCAUACUGAUAGUUCAGUGUUGUCCAUAUUGAACCAAGAUGAUGAAGUCAGUGGACUUCAGGUGCUCAAAGAUGAUCAAUGGCUAACAGUAAAACCCAUUCCCAACACACUGAUUGUCAACCUUGGAGACAUGAUGCAGGCAAUUAGCGACGACAGAUACAAGAGUGUGACACACAGAGUGAGUAUAAACAAACACAAAGAGAGGAUUUCAAUAUGCUACUUUGUUUUCCCGGGUGAAGACGUUGCAAUUGAGAGCUACAAGUACAAGCCCUUUACUUACAAUGAGUUCAGAGCACAAGUGCAACAAGAUAUCAAGGCCCUAGGCUAUAAAGUUGGGCUUUCAAGAUUUCAGCACCACGAGGAGUGCUAAGCUUUAUUGGUUUGACUCAUAAAUUUGUGUUCACGUUUGUUUGUCAUAUUAAUUAUCUUCAUUCUUCAGCAAUUUUAGAAAUGGAUAAUUGCUUAGAUAAUUUGUAGAAAAUCAAGACAAGUGAAAGUGGAACUUCGAUCACCAUGUGGUUAGCGAUUCCUGAUUAGUGUAACAAAAUUAAAAGGGUCUCAUGCCGCUAAAUAAUUUUUAAAAAACUAAAA